Molecule: messenger RNA, 1608 nt
Organism: Penicillium lagena
Lineage: Eukaryota; Fungi; Ascomycota; Eurotiomycetes; Eurotiales; Aspergillaceae
Exons: 2
Coding region: 1-1608 (535 amino acids)
Biological process (GO): transmembrane transport; carbohydrate transport
Cellular component (GO): membrane
Molecular function (GO): carbohydrate:proton symporter activity
Source: RefSeq, a predicted model, not a curated record
AUGGACAAGACCACUCCAGAACAAAUCGAGACUGUGUCCGCUGAGCAUCUCGAAGGUGCACCCCGGGAGAAAUGGCUUUCUGUUACAGAUGCGCAUAAUGCCUUUACUGCAGAGCGAUCGGCUGGCAUUUGGGAGUCGAUGAUGCAGCACAAACGUGCCGUUCUCUGGUCACUCGUUAUCUCGACAAGUAUCAUCAUGGAGGGUUAUGAUACAGCCCUGAUGCCCUCUUUCUUUGGGUAUCCUUCCUUUAUCCGGAGAUACGGACAGUAUUUCCCCAGCAUCAAAGAAUAUCAACUCACCGGAGCUUGGCAAGCUGGACUCGUCAACUCUUCCAACGCCGGUGUUAUCAUUGGCGGGUUUAUCAAUGGUUGGGCCUGCGACAGAUAUGGAUAUAAACGGACCAUUUUGGUGUCUAUGGUAGCCAUUGCGGCAUUCCUAUUCGUCACUUUCUUCUCGCCUAACGCCCAAGUGCUGGCAGUUGGCCAGGUUUUGUGCGGAUUGCCUUGGGGCGUUUUUGCAACCAUUGGACCGGCCUAUGCUUCGGAGGUCUGCCCUCUGGCUUUGCGUGGUUACUUGACUGUCUACAUCAACGUUUGUUGGGCUACUGGCCAGCUUCUUGCCAAUGGCGUUCUAAGAGGACUUGUCAAUAAUACAACGCAGUGGUCCUAUCGUAUUCCCUGGGCAAUUCAGUGGGUCUGGCCGCCGUUCCUUUUUUUUGCCUACAUCUUCGCACCAGAAUCUCCCUGGUGGCACCUCAGGAAAGGUCGCCUCGGAGAGGCCGAGAAAAGUCUCCGCCGGCUUUCUGACCGAUCAGAUGAUGAAAUCAGGAGCACACUGGCACAGAUGACACACACUAUUGAGUUAGAGAGGGAGAUCCAGUCCGGUAGCAGCUACUGGGAUUGCUUCAAGGGCGUUGACUUGCGACGAACGGAAAUUUGCUGCUGUGCAUUUGCGACGCAAAUGCUUGCCGGCGCGCAGUUUGCUUAUGGACCCUCGUACUUCUUCGAGCAGGCCGGGAUGACACCCGAAAAUGCUUACAUGGUCGGAAUUGGAGGCACCGCUCUAGAGUUCGUUGGCACCGUGUUCUCAUGGGGUCUCUUGACAUUCUUUGGGCGCCGCACAAUCUUCCUGACGGGUAUAUCCUCGCUCACUGUGAUUCUCUUCUCUAUCGGAAUUAUUUCUGCCAUCACCAACAACACACCAGCCAUGUGGGCACAGGCAAGUCUGUGUCUAAUCUGGCAGUUAGCUUAUUCUUUGACGAUUGGGCCUCUGGCCUACGCCAUCAUCUCCGAAACAUCUGCCGUCAGACUUCGAGCUCAAACUGUUGUCCUGGCGCGAAACACAUACAAUCUAACGGCCAUAUGGUGCGCUGUUCUGGAACCGUACAUGAUGAACCCGACGGCAUGGGAUAUGAAGGGAAAGACGGCCUUUGUCUGGGGUAGCACGGCCGCGGUCAUGACUGUUUGGGUGUUCUUCAGACUUCCCGAGUGCAAAGGACGCACAUAUGAGGAACUGGAUCUCUUAUUCGCGAAGAAGGUUAGCGCCAGGAAGUUCAAAACAGCAGUCGUUGAGCCAUACGCAGACGAAACAGACGUGGUUCAACUCUGA